This is a messenger RNA of Mugil cephalus (flathead mullet), 2220 nucleotides long. It is a transcript of the gene trmt10a, whose product is annotated as tRNA methyltransferase 10A. Gene Ontology annotation, molecular function: tRNA binding. The transcript is spliced from 7 exons. The coding region runs from base 453 to 1409 and encodes 318 amino acids. Gene Ontology annotation, cellular component: nucleoplasm; cytosol; nucleus. The record is from RefSeq and is a predicted model, not a curated record. Lineage: Eukaryota; Metazoa; Chordata; Actinopteri; Mugiliformes; Mugilidae. Gene Ontology annotation, biological process: tRNA N1-guanine methylation.
UUUGUCUAAUGAGGUGCGUCGUGAAAGAACAUUUUAGGGAGAUAAUAUCUUCUGUUAAGUUAAGUGAAUCCAAAUAAUAAUAAUAAUAAUAACAAUAACAAUAACAAUGCAACGCGGUGUAGGCAUAUUUUGACUCAGCAGAUUAAGUUCGUCGCGUUUCUUCUUCUCCUCUUUGCCCUUAAACGCAUCUGGCGCUCCUAAAUGACGUCACGCAUGCGCCAAAAUAUAACAUGUGAAAUUGUGUGGCCGGUUCGAGUGGAGCCGUUUCUCAACUGUUCGAGUUACUACCUCAGUUUGUCUGUGUGCCUGUGGUGUGAUACCUGAGCGACGAGGAAUUGGUUUAACGCGAAUUCUUGAAGAGGAAGUUUUAUUUAUUCUUUUUUUUUUAAUUGGCUAAUGCCGCUAAUUAGCUUCCAGCUAAGAGCGACCAUCAAGCUCUCACAUCCUCACAUAUGGCAGAGGACGGCGUGAAAAGCGAGUCACCGGUCCAGCAGGGCACGGAAAGCGGAGGACAGAGGACCGAGAGCGGAGGACAGAGGACCGGGGGCGAUGAUGGAGAAGCUGCGGCAGAAAACCAAACUCUGUCCAAAAGGCAAAGGAAGAAACUUCUGAAGCAGCAGAAGUGGGAAGAAGAGAGGGAGCUGCGAAAGCAGAGACGAAAGGAGAGGAAGCAGCAGCGUCGGCUCCAGAGGCUGAACCACCAGGACGAGGAGGGAGGAGACCACCAAGGCGCCAGGAAACGUCUGCGGCGGGAGGUGACGCCCAGCUCUCUGAGGCUGGUGUUGGACUGCAGCUUCGACAGCCUCAUGCUCAUGAAGGAUGUCAGCAAGCUUCACAAACAGAUCCAGCGGUGCUACGCUGAGAACCGACGAGCCUUACACCCGGUGCAGUUGUAUCUAACCAGCCUUGGAGGACAGCUGAAACAGAGCAUGGAUGAAAAGGACAAAGGAUGGGUAAACUGGAAGGACAUUACCAUUAAAACAGAGCACUACAGUGAAGUUAUGGCCAAGGAGGAGCUGGUCUACCUGACCUCAGACUCGCCCAAUGUGCUGGAGGAGCUGGACCCAAAGAAGGCCUACAUCAUAGGAGGCCUGGUGGACCACAACCACCACAAGGGAAUCACCUUUGAGAAGGCGAAGGAGCUGGGGAUCGAGCACGCCCAGCUUCCUCUGAGCAGCUUCGUCAAAAUGAACAGUCGGAAGGUUCUGGCUGUCAACCACGUGUUUGAGAUCAUCCUGGCGUAUCUGGAGAAGGGCAGCUGGCAGGAGGCCUUCUUCACCGUCCUGCCUCAGAGGAAAGGAGCAGUGGCCGUCAAGAAGGGUAAAGAGGAGGAGGAGGACGAGGAGGAGGAGGAAGACUCUGAUUCUGACUCGGACCCCGACACAACAGAACAAACGGAGAAAAGCUGAAAGCUCACAACAAACGGACACCUUCCAAAACUGAUGCUUUGAGAAUGAAGAAUGGAGGAAGAAGAAAAUUUUAACAUUUGUUUAUGUCAAUUCUCUGUUCAAGACUUCAAGAGAUUCUGUUUUUGACAUUUUCAUUCAUCUGAUUUUUUUUUUUUUUUUUUUUUUUUACCAGAUAUUUAUUAAAAGGAUUUUACUUUGCUUAUUUUAUGGCUACUUAGUUUAACCGCCGAUAUAAUUUUAUGACAUUUGUUUGAAAAUUUAUACAAAUUCAAGGAUUUUUUGUUUUGUUUUUGGAAGGUGAAACUGUGCCAAAUGGACCCAUUUAAAAGAAAAGAUUUCAAACGUAUAAAGGCAACAUUUGUUUGUUCUUGGAUCCGUGUGCAGUUACUCAGAGUAUUUUUGCAGUAUGAAGAAGAAUUAAGGAGUUUCUUAUAAACUAGAGAGGAUAUACCAGUCAGCCACAACAUUAUGACCACUGACAGGAGAAGGAAAUAUUGAACAUCUCAUGACAAUUCAGACAAUACAGACAAAGAGACACCACAGGAGGACACCCCGUCCAUUCUCUGAUGAGUCACGACAGUUUUGGAAGCGCAAGGGAAACUAACACAAUAAAAUAAUAAUAAUGUGGAAAUAAUAAUUUAAAAAAAAAAACAAUAAAUUUAGAAAUAUAAAGAGAAAUAAAAUAAUAAAUGUAGAAAUAUAAAGGAAAAUAAAUAAAACUAAAAGGUUCCUGUGAAUUACAGAUUUUUGUGUCACAAAAUUAAUUUGUAAUAUAUUUAUAUAUAUUAAAGUUGACAUCUUUGUUGUGUUA